GUCACGUAUAAUCAUAUGUAGUGUGUCAGUGUCAUAAUAUUAAUUAAAUAAUAUUAUUUAAUAUAAAAUAAUGUCGGGUUCUUUAACGGGUUUGAUAACUCAUAAAGCGAGAGUUCAAAGUUUGUAUAAAAGGUCUCUUCGCAUGCUAGAAAAUUGGUACGAUCGUAGAGAAGUUUACAGAUACUACGCUGUAUUGAUGAGACAAAGAUUCGACGAAAACAAAAAAAUUUCCGAUAUCAGAAUUGCUAAAGAUUUAAUUGCCAAAGGAGAAGCUGAGUUAUUCGACAAACAACACUGGCACCCACGAAAAUUUCCCGAAUCUCCUGGAGGUGUAGCUUAUGGAAGAGAAGUACCACCUCCGGAUUGGGUAUUAGACUACUGGCAUCCUCUGGAAAAAGCUCAAUAUCCUGAAUAUUUUGCCAGAAGGGAACAGAGGAAAAAAGAAUAUGUCAAACUUUGGGAAGAAAAAUAUGGAAAAGAUUCAACUUUUACCCCACAUUAAAUUUAUUUAAUAUUUGUAGAUACACGUUAAAUAAACGAUUUUAAAACAAAAC
Messenger RNA from Diorhabda sublineata, 554 nucleotides. RefSeq names its product NADH dehydrogenase [ubiquinone] 1 beta subcomplex subunit 9 (gene ND-B22). The record is from RefSeq and is a predicted model, not a curated record. Bases 71 to 502 code for a protein of 143 amino acids. The transcript is spliced from 3 exons. Gene Ontology annotation, biological process: mitochondrial electron transport, NADH to ubiquinone. NCBI's taxonomy places the organism in Eukaryota, Metazoa, Arthropoda, Insecta, Coleoptera, Chrysomelidae.